This is a messenger RNA of Drosophila kikkawai, 3418 nucleotides long. Lineage: Eukaryota; Metazoa; Arthropoda; Insecta; Diptera; Drosophilidae. The record is from RefSeq and is a predicted model, not a curated record.
CCACUGUUAAGCACACAUGUGCCUGCAAAGCUGAGCAUGGAUGACUCUUUCAAUUUCUCGCAAAACUGGGCUCUCUUGCCUUCGCUCUCUCACGUUCUGGCGAGAUCUGCCUCUCUGGCGCUUUGUUCUCUGCCCACCCGCAAACUUGCGGUUAAUAAAAAAAACAACGAUGGGGGCGGGCGUCGUCGUCUGCGGUCGCUGCUCUUCUCUCUGGCUCCGGCGACCACAUGAUAAAAGGCCAUCGAGUUGCGCCGCUGCCAACGUCGCUGCCUUCGUGGGGCCCGCCGCCGUCGACGUCGCAUCAGUUGAAAGCGUCGCUUUGUGGAGCUAGCCAGCGUUUUUAUUUAUAUAUUUUUUGUAUUUUCUAUUUGUAAUUCGCAAUUCGGAAAUCGCAAUUCGUAAUCCGCGGUUUUUACCUUUCGCCACAAGAGCUUGCCGCUCUCUCUCUUCUCGCUCUGCCGCUCUCUAGUGCUCUCUAUCGCAGAUUCGCUGUGCUGCUUAUUCGUGCUCUGCUUCUUCUGCGGCUUGUUCGGCGUGGCUGUUCUGCUUCUUCGUAAUCGUCUCUUUCAUUUGUUGUUGACGUCGCGUUGUUUUUGCCCUGCAUUUUUGUAAUAUUUAUACCGAUCUUAACCUUUUUUAUGGUUCUGUUUUAUUUUUUUUGUAGUUGUUUCAAAUAUGUGAUAUAAUUUGUUAAGUAUUUAUUUAUAAAACGCGGCGAGAUUGCUGCACGAAAAGGAGAGCAACAGCAACAAAAAGCAUAGAGGAAAGCAACAACACGCAAAACCGCAAAAACCACCACAAAAAUAAGCGUCAACAAUCGGAGGCGAAAGGAGCUGCAAAGAGGAAAAUGAGAACACGAGCAGAGAAGAACGAAACUUAAAAUUCAAAGCGAAGGAGGAAUAACGAUAAAAGACAAAAGGCACAAGCAAUAACAACAAACCAAAGCAAAUAAUUGGCAAAAAAAUUAUCUAGCAACUACAAAUAAUUAUCAAGCAAUAAACCCUCGCAGACAAAUACUAAAUUUUACAGAAAUUAAAAAAAAAAAAAUUACAUAUAAUAUUCAACGCCAAAAAAUAUACAAAAUAUGCAUAGAUAGGUUUUAACUAUUUUUUUUAUAUACAAAAUUAAACGACAAUGAAAUGGAAACUUAAAAAAUAAUUAUGCAAAGCACGAACAUUUUGGAGCCGAAUUUAAAAGUUUAAAACUUAAAACAAUAUAAAAUCAUCAGCAAUAAAGAAACAAAAACCUCGAAACAAAAGAACCAAAUAAAGGAUUCUCCGAAAAAGGAUAUUAUAUUCCCGGAAACAAACACAAUGAAAGCUUAAAGAUCUGGUGAGAACCUUGAAAAUAAUUCAUAACAAGAAGUACGAAACAAAUACAAGAACAAUGACUGGAUAACCACCACAUAAGUAUAAGCAAAAAGUAAAUUUUUUUUAACAAAGACAACUACAGGAUCCUCUUGGAAAUUACUGUCUGAAAGCUGGCUAACGAAUAUUGAAAGAAAACAGAAGAUCUCUGAGGAAAUCCAAGAUUUUAGCUCCAAAGCUCAGUGCGAGUGUGAUCUACAGGGACACACAGUCGGGAGCAAGUGCAAACCUCUUAAUAAACGCAGCAAAAAACAGCCUCAAAAUCGGCGAUUUAAUAAUUCUGCACACUCCGUAUCCACACUACUCCUGUCCCGCAUCCUUGCAGCCCCCAGAAAUGGUGUACUCGACGAACAUCCUGCUGGCCAUAGUCACGAUCCUGACGGCGGUGUUCAUAUGGUCGCGCCGCACUUACGUUUAUUGGCAGCGACGUCGCGUAAAGUUCGUCCAGCCGACGCACUUGCUCGGCAACCUGACCCGCGUCCUGCGCCUGGAGGAGUCCUUUGCCCUGCAGCUGCGUCGCUUCUAUUUCGACGAGCGCUUCCGUAACGAGCCAGUAGUGGGUAUUUACCUGUUCCACCAACCGGCCUUGCUUAUCCGGGACCUUGAACUGGUACGCACCGUUCUUGUCGAGGACUUUGUCAGCUUCUCGAACAGGUUCGCCAAGUGCGACGGCCGGAGCGACAAGAUGGGCGCCCUAUCCCUCUUCCUGGCCAAGCAGCCAGAGUGGCGCGAGAUCCGCACCCGGUUGGCACCCGCCUUUGCCGGCGCCAAGCUCAAACAGAUGUUCUCGCUUAUGGAGGAGAUUGGAUGCGAUUUGGAGUGGUAUCUGAAGCGUCUGACUCGCGAUCUUCGACGCGGAGACGCCGAGCGCGGGGCAAUCGUGAGCAUCAAGGAUGUGUGUGAUCUAUAUAACACGGAUAUGAUCGCUAGCAUCGCCUUCGGUUUGAGAUCGUAUAGCUUGCGGAAUACGCAGUCUGAAAUUGGUUCACACUGUCAGGACCUAUUUCGGCCAAACAUGAGAAGGAUAAUCGAUUUGUUUGUGAUUUUUUACCUGCCCAAAUUGGUUCCUCUGCUGAGGCCCAAACUUUUUACGGAACCGCAUGCGGAAUUCCUGCGCCGAGUGAUCCAGCUGGUGAUCGAGGAGCGAGAGCGCGGCGGUGAUCUGCGCAACGAUCUCAUCGAGAUGCUGCUGACCCUUAAGAAGGAGGCGGAUCUGCAGCAAGACAAGUCGCACUUCACGCAUCACCGCGACUUUCUGGCCGCUCAGGCGGCUUCCUUUGAGUUGGCUGGCAUCGAGACCUGUUCUUCCAGCAUGUCCUUUGCCCUCUACGAGCUGGCCAAGCAGCCGCUUAUGCAGUCCCGCCUGCGUCGCGAGAUUCGUGAGGCCUUCGGGGAAAACGCCAACGGUAAACUGUCCUAUGAAGUGAUUGCCCGGAUGCAGUUCCUGGACAUGGUCGUGGAGGAGACGCUGCGCAAGUAUCCCAUCGUACCGCUGCUGGAAAGGGAGUGUACACCGAUCAACAAGAAGCGCUUCUAUUCACUGAGGCCCCAUGCCGAGUGCUAUGCCCGCCGGGGAAUGCCGGUCUUCAUAUCCAAUCUGGCCAUUCAUCACGAUCCAAAAUACUGGCCAGAUCCGGAACGCUUCGACCCGGAGCGCUUCAAUGCAGUGAAUAAGGCUCUUCAUGCGCCCAUGUCUUACCUGCCCUUUGGGGCGGGUCCCCACAACUGCAUCGGUAUGCAGAUAGGCCUGCUUCAGAUUAAGCUUGGCCUGAUCUACUUUCUGCACCAGCAUCGCGUGGAGAUCUGCGAUCGCACCGUGGAGCGUAUACGCUUUGACGCCAAGUUCGCGCUGCUGGCCAGCGAGCAACGCAUUUACCUCAAGGUCGACUGUUUAUAGCCAUCCAUAAUCCGCCAUCCGAUAUUCGAUAUUCGAUAUCUGGUAUCAGCAGCAUUAUUUUACUAAGCGGGAGCAGAGCCCCGUCGUCAUCGAUUUGUAAAUACUUGGGCCUGCCUCAAAAAUAAACUUUGCUACGUUCUUUUUUUUUCUAAAU